Molecule: messenger RNA, 2815 nt
Organism: Dermatophagoides pteronyssinus (European house dust mite)
Lineage: Eukaryota; Metazoa; Arthropoda; Arachnida; Sarcoptiformes; Pyroglyphidae
Biological process (GO): regulation of transcription by RNA polymerase II
Molecular function (GO): DNA-binding transcription factor activity, RNA polymerase II-specific; RNA polymerase II cis-regulatory region sequence-specific DNA binding
Source: RefSeq, a predicted model, not a curated record
UUAUUAUGAUCAUUUAUACAUAGCUCAUCACUAUCAUCAAAAUCAUCAUCAUUAUCAUUAUCAUCAUCAUCAUCAACAUCAUCAAUCCGAAACUAAAAUAUCGCAUACAAACAAAAUGGAUAUAUUACCAAGUGGUCAUUUCUUUAAAGAAUUACAAGCCAUACAUGAUACUGGCUAUCUACCGGCACAUUUAUCAUUGGAAGAUAAAUGGGAACAGACUAUGCUUGAAUUGGAACGAUAUCUAAAGGAUGAACCAAAAUCAUUGUUAUCACAGGCGACGACGGUAACUACCACUAAUAACAAUAACAAUGACAACAACAAAACAAUCAAUGGUACCAACAUAAGAAAUGUUAAAAAUGGAUCAUUAUCAUCAAAUUAUCAUUCAUCAUCAUCAUCAUUGAAUGAUUAUGGCAAUAUUAUUGUGCCAACAUCACUUUGGGAUAAUGUCCUAAGUAAUACAUCAUCAACAUCAUCAUCACCAUCACCAUCGAUGAUAAAUAGUGAUACAAUGAUUGCCAUUUCAAAUCUAGAUUCUAUUAUGGCUCAAUCACCUUUAAUUAUUGCCAAUGAUAAUAAAAAACAGAAUCAGAAUUUUCAUGUAAAACCAACAAUGAUGAUUAGUUCAUCUACAUUAGUUACAUCCGAUGCUGAAAGCAAUAAAUCUUUAGAUAUUGAUGAUGAAAAAUCAUCCAAUUCAUCUGGUUCAUUUGGUUGUUCAUCAUCAUCAUUAUCAUCCUCACCAACACCGCCUGCAAUGAUCAAUACAAACCAACAACAACAACAACAAUCAAUACAUUUCAAUGUCAUUGAAUCAAAGGUGAAAGAGCUAUUUUCAAUAAUACCGGCCAAUAACGGAAAUGUUGUUCCGUAUCAUUUAAAUCAUCAUUCAUCUUCAUCGUCUUCGGCUUCCUAUAUGACGCCUUCAUCAUCAUCAUCAUUAUCGUCAUCAUCAUCAUCGAAUGGUGAUUGGCCAAUGGAUGAAACGACCAAUGAACAAUCCGGUGGAAUCAUUUAUGAUAAUCAAUUUAUUAAACAAACAGUCAAACAACAAACCACUUCGAAUGAUGAUGAUAUUAAUAAUAAUAAUAUGUGUUCUAAACCUUCGCAAUCUUUAUCUGGUCAUCAUACAGAAAUGUUUGCAAUCAAAUGUAGUCAAACGUCAACAAAAUCUUCGGAUAUGCAGCCAUCAUUGAAUGUUUUAGGACAACAUUUGACGAAUAUUCAUCCGGUCAUUUAUAAUAAUGGAAAUAAUGAAAUAAAAUCGGAUGGCUGCCAUCAAACGAAUAUUAUUGCAAAAGUUACCCCUAAUGGAACAACGAUAGCAACUACUUCAUCGAUUAUGAUGAAUGAUGCCACAGCAACAACUACAGCUGUUCGUUUGGUUGGUUUAAAUACACAGCCACAACAAUCACCCGCAAACAAUAUUACCCUCGGUCAUCAAACAAAAUUACGUUCACCUAGUCUCGAUGAAUUACUGUCCAUGUCUUCACCGAUUCGUAAUGGACAAUCGACAAUGUUGACAAAUGUUCAUCAACAAAAAUGUGGUGUAACACCCACGAUAAUACCAAAUGGUUCCGCUUUAUUUAGUUCAUUGACGCCACCAACAUCACCUGAACGUCAAUAUCAACAAAGAAAACGGACACUUUCAUCUGAUCUCAUUAAUCGUCAACAUCAACAACAAAAAAUAUUGGCCAACACAACGGCAACUACGACGAUACCGAAUAGUAUGUCAUCCAAUAUGAAUGGCUUCCUUACGCACUCGAAUUCGAUAUCGAAUCCCGUAUUAGUACCUAUAUCGACCACUUCGGUCAAUAUUUUACCGAAUAAUAGCGGAAAUGCUAUCAAUACAAUAGCUAUGAAUAAUAAUGCAUUGAUGCCACAAUCGGCUACGAUUGCAAUACAAUUAAAUUCUUCCAUUAUUGAUACUGCCCCUACAACGAUGUUGAUCAAUCAUCAUCCUCUUCAGCAACAACAACAACAACAGCACCAGCAGCCCAAUUCAACAUUAUCAUCAUCUAUGCAAAUAUCGAAACCAACUAAAAAAUCAACAUCACCAACACGAUCAGCGAAUAGUCAAACAGCGGCGAAUCGUUCUCGUAAUAAAUCAAAUUCGGUUUCCUCAUCUUCAUCAUCCUCAUCAUCUUCAUCAUUUUCAUGUUCAUCAUCAUUGUCUUCGUCACCAUCACCACCUUCAUCAUUAUCAUCAUCACCGAAUCGUAUUGUGAUCAAUGGUGAUGUCGCUAUUAUAGGUCCACAAACAACGACCAAUUCAUGUCCGGUAACAUUGAAUAAUUUCACGGAUUCGUUAUCAAAUACAAUAACAACAACAACAUCAGCAUCAUCAUCAUCAUCAUCAACGACAACAACGGUGACAGGUGCGAAUACAAUAUCGAGUACGAUAAUUUCAGCCGAUGGUAAACGUCGUAUUCAUAAGUGCCUAUUUAAUGGCUGUAAAAAAGUCUACACAAAAUCAUCACAUCUGAAAGCACAUCAACGAACACAUACAGGUGAAAAGCCAUAUCAAUGUACAUGGCAAGGUUGUGAAUGGCGAUUUGCUCGUUCAGAUGAAUUGACCAGACAUUUUCGUAAACAUACCGGAAGUAAACCAUUUAAAUGUAAACAUUGUGAACGAUGUUUUUCUCGUUCCGAUCAUCUAGCCUUGCAUAUGAAACGACAUCAAACAACAACAAUAAAUUCUAAUAAUAAUGCUGCAACAACAACAAAUGCAAUUUUAUCCAACUCCAAUAAUGGCAUUCAAACAAGAGCCACAAUUGUUUCAAAUUAAUUUGUAAUAAAAUCAAAUAUUAUAAUACCC